Trifolium pratense (red clover) is the source of this 2556-nucleotide messenger RNA. Its product is annotated as pentatricopeptide repeat-containing protein At4g32450, mitochondrial-like. Gene Ontology annotation, molecular function: RNA binding; protein binding; zinc ion binding. Bases 124 to 2145 code for a protein of 673 amino acids. Lineage: Eukaryota; Viridiplantae; Streptophyta; Magnoliopsida; Fabales; Fabaceae. Gene Ontology annotation, biological process: RNA modification. The record is from RefSeq and is a predicted model, not a curated record. The transcript is spliced from 3 exons.
AAAAUUAAAAUCUAAAACUACUAAACUCAGCAUCUCCAUACAUAUGCUUCGACAGAGAAACACCUUGCUCGCCGUCAACCACCUUUUUCUCCGCCGCAAAAACCAGAUUAUGCUAAGUCACUAAUGUUGUCUUUAAAGAAAUCCUCAAUAGCUACUGUUAGUUCUCUUUUGAGGUUGUGCAAUGGAUGUUGUUCGCACAAUGUUGCGAAUUGUAUCAAAGGCCGCAAUACGUUAAGGGCUAUGUCCACUGCUGCUGAAAGGUGGGAUUAUCAAUUUUCUGGUGAUUACCAAUCAGAUGGUUCUUUAGGUUACAAGCAAAAUCAAGCUGGCUUUUAUCAGCAAAAUGCAAGUGGAUCUUUUCGUAAUAAUCAUCCUAGUUCAGACCAAGUUUCUUAUGGAGCUGGUCAAACAGUGGGUGGAGGAAAUGUAAAUAUCAGCCAGAAUGUAUUUCAAAAUAAUUUGGCGGAGCAUAAUGGAAAUGUCAGAGGGGGGGAAUUUGGUCAAAGAAACUUCCAAACGCAACAUAAAGUUGGGUUAAGUGUUGAUAAUUCAAGGGGCUUUGGGAUGCAUCCUAAUGGUUCUCUUGAGGGACAUAAUUGGACACUAGAAUCUGGAGAAAAGAUGAAGUUUCCCAAUUCAUAUAGUUCACCUAGGCCUUUAGAAUAUCGGGGAAAUCAGAAAGAGAACCUUAAUCAAAACAUCGGUCAUUUUCAGCAGGCACCAAAUAUGAAUACUCAAAACAUCGGUCGUUUUCAGCAGGCACCAAAUUUGAAUACUCAAAACAUCGGUCGUUUUCAGCAGGCACCAAAUUUGAAUACUCAAAACAUCGGUCGUUUUCAGCAAGCACCAAAUUUGAAUACUCAAAACUCUGCUUAUGGACAAUCUCAACAUAAUCUAAAUGGUCGAUAUCCACCAGAUGGUGAGUCCAUUGAUGCAUCUAAUGAUAGUCCAUAUAGAGGUACACUUGAGGAGCUAGAUGGUUUUUGCGUGGAAGGUAAAGUGAAGGAAGCAGUUGAAGUUUUGCAAGUGUUGGAAAAGCUUCAUAUUCAUGUGGAUUUGAAUCGUUGUUUACAAUUAAUGCACCAAUGUGGGAAGGAUAAGUCUCUUAAUGAGGCAAAAGUUGUACACAAACAUGCUUUGCAGCAUUUGUCACCUCUCAAAGUCAGCACAUGCAAUAGAAUAUUGGAGAUGUAUUUUGAAUGUGGGUCUGUAGAUGAUGCAGUCAAUGUGUUCAAGAACAUGCCUGAGUAUGAUUUGACUACGUGGUAUACUAUGAUAACACAACUUGCUAAGAAUGGGUUUGCGGAAGAUUCAAUUGAUAUAUUUACUCAAUUCAAAAAAUCGGGACUGAAACCCGAUGGCCAAAUGUUUAUUGGGGUUUUUACUGCAUGCAGCGUGUUGGGAGAUACUGAUGAGGGAAUGCUGCACUUUGAAUCCAUGACCAGGGACUAUGGCAUUGUACCAACUAUGGCGCAUUAUGUCAGUCUAGUUGACAUGAUUGGCAGUAUUGGGCAUCUUGAUGAAGCCUUGGAAUUCAUUGAAAAGAUACCAUUGGAACCAAGUGUAGAGGUCUGGGAGACUUUGAUGAAUAGUUCCAGAGUUCAUGGAAACACCGAGUUGGGGGAUCGUUGUGCUGAACUAGUUGAAAAGUUGGAUCCUUCUCGUUUGAAUGAGAAAUCAAAAGCUGGCCUUUUACUUGGAGAAACUUCAGACUUAAUAAAAAACAAGGAGCCGAACAAAAGCAAGAAUCUUCUAGAAGUUCGGAGUCGAAUCCAUGAAUAUCGAGCAGGAGAUACUUCCCAUCCAGAAAAUGACAAAAUAUAUGCUUUGCUUAGAGGUUUGAGGGUCCAAAUGAAAGAAGCUGGUUAUAUUCCAGAGACGAGAUUUGUAUUGCAUGAUAUUGACCAAGAGGGCAAAGAAGAUGCUCUCCUUGCCCACAGUGAGAGACUUGCCGUUGCUUAUGGUCUCCUUAACAGUUCUGCUCGUUCUUCUAUUAGAAUAAUUAAGAAUCUCCGUGUUUGUGGUGAUUGUCAUACUGCACUGAAGAUUAUUUCUGACCUUGUGGGUAGAGAACUCAUCAUCCGUGAUGCUAAAAGGUUCCACCAUUUUAAAAAUGGGCUAUGCUCUUGCAGGGAUUAUUGGUGAACAUUAACCUUAGGUGUAUCCUGACUUUGUGCUGGAUUGAAUGACGUGGCUGUUAGUGAUCACCCUCCAAACCUGCACUACAUACAUCUCAUGGUUAUUGAAAUCAAUCUCUAUAUAGAUAAAGAGAUUAACCAAAGUCUUCUGCAUUGUGGAAAUAUUAAUCAUCAAGUAAUGGAAUGUGAAAUCAAGGAGACAAAACUGUUAUGACUGUCAGGCUGUGUCAGCAUAUCUUCAUUUAACAGAACUCAAAUUAAUUUAUUUGUUUCAUAGUCAUAAUUGUGUCCAGGUGCUAGCUGCUAUACAAAUUGAGCUAAAAUAUAUGGUUGGUAGCAGUGUUAAAUGACUUGUCAUUUGGAAAACAACAUCCUUCUUGUUGGUGCUGAGAGAGUACAUGGAUUUAAAGAUUAAAUA